CGCUGGAGGGCGGAAGUGGGACGUUUGUACGGUAGCCCCGCGGGGACAAUAGAGUCGGGGAGCCGCUCUGGGUGUGACGCGGGGACUUCGCGAUGGAGCUGAGCGAAAUGCUCUACAACAAGUCCGAGUACAUCGAGACGGCAUCUGGGAACAAAGUGAGCAGGCAGUCUGUGCUGUGUGGAAGCCAGAACAUCGUGCUCAAUGGCAAGACAAUUGUCAUGAACGACUGCAUCAUCCGAGGGGACUUGGCCAAUGUGAGAGUUGGGCGCCACUGCGUGGUCAAAAGCCGAAGUGUCAUCCGUCCACCUUUCAAGAAAUUCAGCAAGGGGGUUGCAUUUUUCCCUCUGCACAUCGGUGACCACGUUUUCAUUGAGGAGGACUGUGUCGUCAAUGCGGCUCAGAUCGGCUCCUAUGUCCACAUAGGCAAGAACUGCGUCAUUGGUCGCCGGUGCGUCCUCAAAGACUGCUGCAAGAUCCUUGACAACACAGUCUUGCCUCCGGAAACGGUGGUCCCACCUUUUACCGUCUUUGCAGGCUGCCCAGGGCUCUUCUCUGGAGAACUUCCCGAGUGCACACAGGAGCUGAUGAUUGACGUCACCAAGAGCUACUACCAGAAGUUCCUGCCCCUCACCCAGGUCUAGCCGUCUCCACCUGGCCCUCCCGUGGCCCUCUGCAGGAAGAAGAGUGGGAAGAAGCUUCGGCGUGACUGGCGUGGCUUGUGAGAGUCCUGCAAGCAGCUGGCUCCAAGCCCGACUGGCAGACUCUGCCAGAAGCUGCCUUGUGUAACACCAUCUUCCCUUUUUGGGCAUCCCCUUCAUUCCUCUGCCUCACACCCUUGCCCACGAUCUGGACUGUUCUGUCCCAUAUGGGAGGCCUUUUCCCGCUGACCACCCUAGCCCUGCCACUGACCAGCCUGGACUAACCCCACUGUCUACUCCUUCGCUUGCGAGAGACUCGCAUGUUAUUUAUUUAUCCCUAGAUCCAGGGUGCAUUGGAAUGUGAAAUGAGCAGCGACAAACCUCCUGAGUGGGAGGACGGCCGGCCAGCCUACAAGGGGUGGGGAGGUCUGUGUGCUUCUGCUGUCAUCUCCCCCCACCCAACACAUUCCUAAUUAGAAGCCAACGUGACCAGAGGCCCCUCAGCACCCUCUCCUCCAGGCAGGUGUGUCUGUAGCCUCCCUCCCUCCCUGCCUGCCACCCUCCAGUGAGGAAGGCUCUGCUCCCUGCCUGGACAAGAUGAGAAAGUGGUCAUCUAUUUGGCCCUUGAGGGCUUCCCAACAAGCCUCCAUCUCCACUUCAUACGACUGUUGUGAAGGCCAUCAUAGACGGGGGGAAUGCGCUGUGACCCAGAUCAGACAGUCUGUCCAGACUGUCCCUUCCCUUUAUCAGCUGCAUAUUUUUCAGGCAGUGAGAGAUAUGUGACUCGGAGAAUGACUCCAAGCAGCUGCUUUGACCCGUUUCCUCCUGCAGGGGGUAGCUUUGUAGAGAUUGUUUCAGAGCAUAGGGCUUGAGUGCAGGCAGGAGGUGGGUGGCCUUGUGGAUUUUGCACAGGGAUGGGGGUCCCUGCACAGGGUUAUGAUUGGGGGUGGUAUGUCUGGAAGGGCAUAGGGCAGGGACAGGGCUCCCGUGGUUCUUCAGAAGCUGCUAGACUCCCAACUCCCACCUUGCCUGACCAAGCUAGCUGAUGGGAGUCCAGUAUCAGCUGACAGGCCACAGCUUUCCCAUGGCUGGGUCAUCUGCAAAGAGAAGGUUGUGAAGGAACCAGCUUCUAUCUGGGGAUGCAAAUGACUCCCACCCCUGAUGGAUACGCUCUGCUGAUCCUUUGCUUCUUUCCAGAUCAAACCCCCAGUCCAUUUGUUUGGUGGCUGUGCACAUCCCUGGUUCCCUGAAUGUUGGAUACAGGGCCAGCAUACAGGUGGGUGGGUGUGCUGCUUCUUUUCAUCUGUUCUGUGGCACGUACAGCUUUGCCACCCAUUAACUAGCCAUGGCCUCUCCAAACACAGAAGCCUGGAGGAGCUGCUGUUAACCAUCGCGUCACUGUUCGCCUUGUUUAUACUUUGCUGUCCACAAAUUAAAAUCCUCUCAAGUAGGUCAA
Messenger RNA from Podarcis muralis (Common wall lizard), 2094 nucleotides. RefSeq names its product dynactin subunit 5 (gene DCTN5). The record is from RefSeq and is a predicted model, not a curated record. NCBI's taxonomy places the organism in Eukaryota, Metazoa, Chordata, Lepidosauria, Squamata, Lacertidae. Gene Ontology annotation, cellular component: dynactin complex.